Messenger RNA from Anthonomus grandis grandis, 9368 nucleotides. It is a transcript of the gene Atg14, whose product is annotated as beclin 1-associated autophagy-related key regulator. The transcript is spliced from 9 exons. Gene Ontology annotation, cellular component: autophagosome; mitochondria-associated endoplasmic reticulum membrane contact site; extrinsic component of phagophore assembly site membrane. The coding region runs from base 256 to 1647 and encodes 463 amino acids. The record is from RefSeq and is a predicted model, not a curated record. Gene Ontology annotation, biological process: mitophagy; cellular response to starvation; autophagosome assembly. NCBI's taxonomy places the organism in Eukaryota, Metazoa, Arthropoda, Insecta, Coleoptera, Curculionidae.
CCUGUCACAGCUGAGCAAUCUGAUUAUCAGAUAAAUAAUAAUAUUCUGUUUUUAUUUAUUUGUUAUGUAAAAUAAUUGUUUUUUUUUCUAAAUAAAUUAAGAGUAGGUUUGAACAGUCGAUUGUGGCUAGUAACGCAAAGUCAAUUCACACAAAUUUCUCUUCAAUAAGCAGAAAUUCAUUUUCAAACAAUCUUCCUGUACUACUCACUAUAAAUCUAAAUAAAUCAUUAGUCUGGUCCCUAGAACGGCAGUAACAUGAUCACGUCAAGUGCAGAAUUCGGUUCUGAGGGCUCCAUGACCAGUACUACUGCCCCUCAGAUAUUCCAUCUUUCUUCCAGCUCUGACAGUCACAAUGUCCACAAGUGCCCCAUGUGCAAAAAAUUUAAAAAAUACUUUUAUUGUAGGGACUGCAUUCAGAAGGGGGUUAUCACCAAUAAGAAUGACCAAAGCUUUAAUUCAAUCAAAAAAGCUCUUGGAGAACUAAAUGAAAAUAAACAGCUCAUUGAAAAAAAUUGUUCGAAAAUACUGGAAGGUAGACUGAAAUAUGACAUUUUGCAAACUAAAAUAAGGCAAGUAAAAGAACGAAAUAGAAUUAUGAGACUCGCCAUAGACCAAAAAAGGGAACAAAGACAGACCUUAGGCCAAAAGCUCUCCGAUCUCAAGCAAAGAAACCAGGAAAGAACUGAGAAAUUAAAAGCGUAUAAAACAAAAAGUGAAUCCCUGGAGGACUGCGUGGGCAGGAAACGUGAAGACGUUAGUAUAGCGCAAGAGGAACUGAAACAAAAAUAUGUGGAAAUUAAGAGACUGGCUAAGUUAAGGGUGCAACAGCUUUUUAAGUAUAUUUUCCCCAUAUCUGUGGUGAAACCCUCAGUAGAAAUGGAGUCUAGUGGGGAUAGUACCAGCAGGGAGUUGGCCGAAGCAUGUCAGACCACAUAUUUGAAAGACCGAUGGGUUUAUACCGAUUAUAGUAAUGAGAUGCAGUAUUCUGUGGUGGGGCCUUGUUUACCUGGCAGCGGCAAUUAUUCGAAUUAUAUUUUGUGGGCUCAUAGCCACGACUCGAUGCCAAUAUCAGAAGAUUCGGAAAUAAUCGACCUAAAUCCCGCCGUGUCGAUUUCGUCCGCCCUAGCCCUCACUGCCCAAUUAGUAAACGUUCUCUCGUUCAUUUUAAAUGUUCGAUUGCCGUUCAAAUCAAACUAUAGUGACUUCGACAGUACUCAUCUGACGGAAAGGCAGUUUAAUAGACGGGUGGCCAGACUAAACGCCAACGUAUUGUACUUAUGCAUAACACAGAGGAUCGACUUGGGUCAGCUGAGUCCCACCGGGACGAUACGCAAUAUUUUACAAUUGGCGGAAAACGAGAGGGCCGACUUGGGAAGGCAAGGACCGAUAGUGAUCAACGAUAGACAAGCGCGAGCCCUAGAAAGGUCGAUUUCUGGCAAUUUGAGGUGUCCGGACGACUCCGAUUGGGACGAGGGAGACUCUUUUACGCUCGAAUGGGAGGCGGUACCUCACGUGCAAUUGCCGGAAGCGCCCGCGGGUGUAGCCAGCGGUGUAUCGUCUCUUAUCAAUACGCAACAGGCGAGCAGCAUAGUGACCAGCGCAGUCGCCGGUGUCGCUUCCAUUUGGCGAGGAAUUAUACAUCGGUAGUUUUUAAUAAUUACCACUACUUACCUUUUAAUUUAAACACACGAAACUUUAAAACUAAAGGCCUUGUCAGAGACGUCUUAAAGUAUAGCCAUCUAUAAUAGGGUGAGAAAUUGAUGUUUGUUUGAUUAUGGGUUGUGCUUGUGGUAAUAAACAGUUUUCGAAGAUGCAUAGGUUUUGACGGUUAACACAGACCUAGACGUUAUCUUCGCCACUGUUAAAGUGUUUUUGAAAUAGGUGACACGUUUACCGCUGACCUAACGAUAGCAAAAAGCUUUAUUUCCAAGAAAUUCGUUUUCAUUGUGAUUAUUAAGUACUCCUUAAAUUUUCCAACCUCAUUUUCGUUUGAUAUUAAACAAAUUAUAGAUAUUUUAUUAAUAUACAAUAUUAUAAUUAUCUUAUUUAAUUUUAGUAGCGGUAUUUAAAAUUUGGAAACUACCUAAAGUUACAAUAUGAUUGAGGAUUUUGCUGGAUCAACAUAGUGUUAGAAAAAGAAUAAUUAGCUAAUAGAGCCCACCAAUUAGUCACAAACACCGACAAUAUUAAAUUCCUAACAUGACCAUUUAAUUUAACAUACCCUAAUUCAUUACUUUUCAACAUUUCAAGUAAAUCAGGCAUGUCCAUUGUUAAAGACCAGUGAUUCGGCCAUCUCCUUAACUGUUAUCCUUAACUCCAGCAGCUUUUGUAAUCGUAGAUUUUCCAACACGUCUUAGCUCAUAACGGCCUUCUGGGGUAAUACCCAUAACUUCAAAAGGUCCUUGGAACUCAUACUGAAGUUUACCUUGGUGCAUUUUUUCAUCACGAUGCAUUAACACAAAGGCACCUUUUUCAAAAGUCACUCCCUGUUUACGCCUUUCAUUCGCCUUAAUCUUAGCAUUUCGUGUUUGAAUGAAAUGGUCAGUAAUUCUUUUUCUGUCUAGUUCCAAAUUGCGAAUAGGGUGUAAGUCACAAUCUAAGUUUUUUAGUAGACUAUGUAUGAGUGGGGUAGAUGAAUCAAUUCCGAUCAAUGCCUUUAAAGGAGACGUUUGUGUGGCCUUUUGCAUUGUUGUAUUAAGUACUAAUUGAAUUUUCCACAAUGUUUUGGACCAAUCAGUAUUUACCUUUGUCUCUACACGUAUUAGGUUUAUUAUGGUCCGCAUAUAUCGCUCUACUUGGCCGUUGGAUAUCUGGUGUCGUAAAAUGAUAGCCGAUAUUCAAGGAAUCCAAAUAGCUUGGACGGCUUAAGUUUUUGAAAUUUGUACCUGCGUCCAUAAUAAUUAAACAGGGCAAUAAAAGACUCUAUUGCAAGUCUAGUUUCAUCAGCUUUUACUGUUUUUAAUGGCUGAAGUACACAAUACUUUGUAUACGCAUCGAUCAAGACAAGUAUAUGUUUGUAUCCAUUUGCUGUUUUCUCUAGAGGCCCUAGACAAUCAGCAUGUAAUACUUGCAUAAGGUGCUUCAGGCUUUUCCACAUUAACUAUAUGACCUUCUAGUGGACCAGUGCGAGUCUUCUUGAUUGCACACACCAAGCAAUGCCGAAUAUAGUUUUUUACAAAAGCCCGCAGGCCUGGGAACCAAAAAUGCUUAAAAAUGGAAUCAGUUGUCUUUUCAGAACCAACAUGACAUUGUUCACAAUAAUCCAAGUCGACUUUGUUUUGGAACAUAAGGUCUUGAAAAUGAUCCUUCAGGUGUAUUAUUGACAUAAUACAGAAUUCUAUUAUUUACCAUAUAUCUUGUUUUAUUAAGUCGUCCGUCUUCAGCAUCUUUAAUGAGUUGAUUAAUUUCAGCGUCUCCUCUUUGCUCAACAUAGAUCCAGUUUUCAUGAGCAUUGAAACGACGAACUACAGGAUUCACCACUUAAAAAAUCGACAUGUGGUAAUGAACUUCCCUUUCGAUAGACAAUAGAAAUGUUAAAAGUCUUGCAUAUAAGACCACCAACGUGCCACUCGUGGUACAAUACCCUCUUUGUUGGCUGUAGAUUUGAUAGCAUUACAGUCUGUGACUAAUGUAAAUUGAAUUCCCAAUAAAUAAACUCGAAAAAAUCUAAGAGCAUUCACAACUGCAAGGGUUUCUAAUUCGUAAGAGUGGUAAUUCUCUUCAUAUUUUGUAGUUCUCUUGCUAAAGUAUCCUAUAACACAGCGAUUUCCAUUUUUAAUCUGCAAUAACAUAGCACCGUAUCCAAUGGCGCUUGCGUCGGUAUGAAGUUCAGUUGGUAGGGUUUCAUCAAAAACGGAGAGCAAGGGUCUAGAUGUUAAAUGUUCAAUGACAUAAUUUCUAGCGAUUUCCUGUUCCUUCUGCCACAAAAAAGGUUCAUUAGCACACGUUAAGUUUGUAAUGCAAGCAGUACGACUUGCAAACUCAGGAAUAAAUUUGCGGAAAUAUCCCGCGAGUCCCAUGAAUUGUCGAACUUGCUUAGCAGAGGUUGGAAUUGGUGAAUCGACCAGUGCUUGCACUUUCCUAGUUCCGGGUCUGAGACCAUCAGCGGAUAUUUCUCGUCCCAAAUAUUCUAACUUAUUUUGAAAGAAGUGGCAUUUCUUUAAAUUAAGAGAAAACCCUGCAUUUUGUAGAGCCUCUAAAACUAGCGCUAGUGAAGUAAAUGCUGCUUCAAUUGUGUCUGACGGUAUAAGAACGUCGUCUAUGUAUACAAGUGCGACAUUGUCUCUUAGUUUUCCCAGAGCUCUAUUAAUUGAUUUUUGAAAAACCGCUGGGGCAUUUGCCAAGCCGAAUAGCAGGAAUCCGCAGGAACUCGUAGUGUCCGUCCGGCGUUACAAAGGCGGUUUUUUCCACAGAAUCUUCGUCGAUCGGUAUCUGGUAGAAUCCUGAAGACAUAUCCAGUGAAGUAAAAAUGCUGCCUUUUCCCAGUCUGUCAAGCUGGUCAUCAAUCAGGGGCAAUGGAUAACAAAUUUUAAUAGUAUGCCAGUUGAGCUCUCUAUAAUCAACGCACAUCCUAUAAGAUCCUUCCUUUUUCUGUACCAGUAAAAUAGGGCUUGCAAAUGGAGAUUCGCUUUCCCUUAUGAUAUUGCUAUUUAAGAAUUCAUCAACAAUAUCGCGUACAAUUUUUCUUUCACUUGCAGAUAAGCGGUAUGGAUUUCUGGUAACAAUGAAAUCAUUCUGAAGCUUAUUAUAUAACGUGGCAUUAUUGACCUUGGAAAGUGAAUUAUUAUCAGGUAUAAUAGAUGAAAAACGUGAUAAAAGACUUUCUAGUUCUUUUCUGUAUUCAGCAGGAACAUCCAAAACUCCUUCAAGUUUAUAAGGCAUAACUCUAAACACUUUAGCAACACCAUUACGAAUAACACGGGUUCCAGUCUGAUCAGUAACCGUUACAAUCUCUGGUUCAUCAUAUAAAGACUUUAUGUUAAUGGAUUUAGUAUAAAUAGUCUUCAGAGUGGUGCGUAAAUCAAUAAUUUUUAAAUUUUGAUUACUAGAACCCAAGAUAUUCACUUGCCAAUAAGAGACGAAUAAUUUUGCUUCAUAUAUGCACCUCUGGAAUAACAAUUUCAUUAUUUUGGUUUUAAGUGACCGGAUUUUGGCCAUUUCUUCAAAAACGAUUUAAAUACUCUUCUAAGCUGUCCAUAGAUCAAUAAUUUCUAUAUUUUUAUUACUAGAAUCCAAGAUAUUCAUUUGUCCAUGCCACUUCUGGAAAAAAAAAUCCAAUUUUUUUAACUUUUAGUCAUUUCUUCAAAAAAAAAUCUAAAAUGGUCUUUAGAAUAGUUCAUAGAUCAAUGAUUGUUAAAUGUUAACUACUAAAACCCAAGAUAUUCACUUGUCAAUAAGAGACUAACUUAAUGGCACUCCUGGAAUAAAAAUUCAUUUUUAUCAACUUUUAUUGAAUGGAUUUUAGGAAUUUUUUCCAAGAAAGGCUAAAGGGUCUUCAGACUAAUCCAUGAAUCAUUAAUAACUAUAUUUUGACUACUAGCACCGAAAAUAUUCACUUGCCAAUGCAAAAAAGGUGUUUUUAGCCAGUCCAAACUCUUGUUUUCGCUUCAUAGUGCGAUACGGAGGUAAAAAUAUUCCCUCCUCACUCACUCUUUUUUUUUCUUUUCUCGAAAGGUGAUAUUUGUUACACUUUCUUGUAAAUAUUUAUCACCAAGCAUAUUGUUCAAUUCUAACUCAGUUUGUGCAUGUUAAAAAUGUUACGAGGUUUGGAUUAGUUCUACAAGACCAUUCCAACAAUAGUAGACAAUGAUAAAAUGCGAGAAGCGAUUUGUAUGACGUGUAUAUACAAAUCGCUUCUCGUAUUAUCUACUAUUUAUCUACGUGUACACAGUCACUCUUGCAAAUUCCAUUCUUAGAAGGUUGACGGAAUCAGUUACAACAUUUUUAUUUAUACCCGAUGCUCGAGCAAUGAUGAUAUAUAUCUUCACUGUACAAUUUUUUAAAAAACUACACAUUUAAAGAUGUACUUUAUUAAACUAUUGUACUGAAAUUAAACCAUUAACUAUUAAAUGUACUAAAGCAGGAAUAUGCAAAAAAAAUAAAGCAGAAAUUCUGAUUUAAUUUCAUACGAAAAUACGUACAAAAAAAAUUAUGCAUGCCUAUACGCAUUACUUAAUUUCAUUACAUUUUUAUGCAAAUUUGUACUAAAAAUUCUUAUGAGAAAAUAUACAAGAAAUCACUGAUGAAUGUAUGAAUGCACUAUGAAUUCUAUUUAAAUGUUAAUUAAAAAAAAUGUAUGGGGGUGCAUAUAUUUUAUUUCAAAAUAUCUACCAAAAUCCAUGUAAAAAAACGACUUAUGCGUGGCCAGAGGCCUCGCAUCACCAACAACUCUUCUCACGUCCCUCUAAAUAAAUGUAAAAUUUUUAUAGAAAAAUUGUACAGUGGUGCCUAGUUAUUGGCUAAGCACGAGGUCCGAUUCAGUACAUUUUAAUUAAAAUUAGUACAGUAAUGUAUGGAUAAUCCGAACAGAAAGUUGGCAGACCCCGUUCGGUUUACACAACACUUUCGGAUUAAAGUUUCCUCGUCAUCACCUCUUGCCCAUUUUUCAACUUCUGUUUCAUCUGUCGGAUUAUCAGCACGAUUCACUUUGUUCACUAACUCCACUAGAUCAGGUCCUUCAUCUGACAAAAUAGAAUCACAUAUUUCUCCUCGUAAAGCAUGCAUAAGGGGUAUCAAAUCUUCUUCAUCCCAUUCAUCCAUGUCCUUGGCGGAAAGAAGUUGACACCACGAUUUUCUCACCAGUUUUUUAGGCCCUUGCUUCCAAGAUUCGGCUAAUGCAAACGCAGCAUCCUUUAGCGACACAUUCUUUAAACAUUGCGCAAUGUUUUCAUUAUCUUGUACAAGUACCUCUUGCAGCAGCCUUUUUCGAUAUGUGACUUUUAUAGAUUGAAUCACAUUCUGGUCCAUCGGCUGAACCAGGGCAGUGCAGUUAGGUGGAAAAAGCAUUACUUGAAUAUUACCAUCAUGGCUGGCUAGUUCUUGGCCUAGUCUGUGAGCUGAAGCAUUGUCCAGUAUUAAAAGGGCUUUCUCUUCAAAAUUAUUGAUUCGAAGAUACUUUUUUACGCUUGGUACGAAUUCACUGUGGAACCAUUCUUCGAAGAUAAUCCGAUCAAUCCAAACAGUUUUUUGGUUUCGGUAACAGACAGGUAGGUUGCUGUUUUUGAAUGUUUUUGGAUUUUUUACUUUACCGAUCAUAAAGCAACCUCAACUUAUGUCGGCCACUCGUCUGCGUGUACUAAUGUCUUUUCAGGAAGGCAGCGCUAAUAUAAUCCAGAUUCUUCCGCGUUAUAGAUUUGCUCUGAAGAAAGACCGAGUUGCUCAAUUUUUUGUUUGAGUUCUAUUCGAAAGGGUUCCACAGCAUUUUCGUCACUCGACAGCUUUUCCCCGGUAACUUUCAACGAGCGGAUCCCAAAUCUGUGUUUGAAGCCUUGAAACCAUCCUCUGCUAGUUUCGAACUUGACUCCUUCGUCAUUAUUCAUUUCUGUGAAAAAUUGGCGAGCCUUUUGAAGUAUGAUUGCUUCGGAAAUUGGUGCAUGUCGUGCUAUCUAUUGCAAAAACCAUGUAUACACUGCAUCUUCAACAUCAGAAAAUUUCGCUUUGCGCAUCGUUUUUCUUGUUCCCAGCCAUUUUUCAGUACGCGACAUAUAACGAAUAAUUUCGCUCUUUUUUUUUCUUGAUAUUGGAUAUUGUUGGUGUCCCGAUAUUUAAGCGUGUCGCCAAGGACGUGAAUGAACAUCCUGAAUCCAGCACACGUAAAAUUUCAGCCUUUUGUUUAAGACUUAAUGUGACAUGCUUACGUUUAGAAUCCAUGGUUUAAAUGAAAUAUGCGAUACAUUUACAUAUAUGCAGCGUGCAACCUAAAACUCAACUAAAGAACUCUACUCUUUCCAUAAAACACGUCAAAACAACUAUAAAACCACGCAACGUCUUGCUGCAAGAACAAACUUACAAUUAUUAUGUACUACUCACAUAAAUUAAACGUUGCAUCAUCUUUUCGCACUAGACGCCCACAGUUCGGAUUACGGAAUUCACGGUGUUCAGAUUAUGGAAUCAAUUUUACGCAAUUGGGGCGUUCGGAUUAUAGAGUAGUUCGGAAUAUACGGGGUUCGGACUAUCCAUACAUUACUGUACUCAAAAUCUAUUAAAAAAAAAAAAUUAGAAAAAACGACUUACGAAGAAUCUUUCAAUGCUCAAGUCGGUUUCAGUACAUUUUAACUCGAAUUUAUAUUAAACAUCUAUUCAAAAAAAGUGUACAAAAUCUGACUUAUGCGUGGCCAGAGGCCUCGCAUCACUAAAAAGUCUACUAAUGUCCCGCUAAUUAAAUGUAUAAUUUUAUAGGAAAAUUGUACAGUGACGCGUAGCCUCUGGCAACUUCGCGGUCGGCACUGGUCGGUUUCAGUACAAUUUAAUUUAAAUUCAUAUUAAAAGUUCACUCAACAAAAAUGUACAAAAAACGACUUAUUUGUAUCUUCAUUUCGUCACUAUGUAUUAUUGGCCUAUCUUCGCCGGAAAAAAAAUGUCUGGUUUAUCUAUUCUGUUCGUAUGUGAGAGAUAGAUUACCCAUAGACAGUCGAAUGCGUUAUUAAUAACCGGUUUAGGUCAGAUAGACGCCUAGACACCUACAGAAACCUAAUCAAUAAUAUGAAACCAUCAGCACUUAAACUAAACUUAUAAUCUUGAAGUAAACGUAUGACUGAUCAAAUGACACAAAGCCAGGUGACAGUGUCAUAUUCUUAAUGUUUCUAUCAUAUCAGUUUUUUCGAAUCUCUGCACAGUCUUUCUAUAGUGCUCUUGGUAGAAUUUGCGUUUCACCAUCAAAAUGUUGCACGCACAAUCAAAAAAAAAUUCUCAUUCAUCAAAUACGUCUUAAAGCAUUUAAACUACUUAUUUAAUAUCAAUAUAAAUAACUUAAUAUAACAAGGUAUGCUCAAAGGAAUGUCCAACAAAUAACAAACACAAUUCAUCUUUUUCGUCUAUAAAAUUAAAAGUACUUCCCUUGACUACUUAGGACGACUCUGAUAAGGUCAUUAACUAUGACAGCUUACAUAUAAAAAAGAAAUGACACGAUUAUUAUAUAAUUUAGCAUCUAUACAGGGUGUUUACAUCUAAAUUUUAUGCAUACGAUCGACACUCUGUAUAAAUGUUUUUUUUUUAUGUGUUUUUAGUUAAUAAAAAUUAGCAUUCUGCCUAUAUUUGUUUCAAGGGCCAGAAUGUACUUUGAUUGCCACGCGGGACAGUUAUUUUUUUAUAUUAUUUAGUUAGUUGAUAUUUUUAUUAUGUAUUAAUAAUAAUUGGCAUUUUAAAACGUU